AUGGCCCAAUCAAAGGGAUUCAAAGAAAUCCGCCAGGAUUUCAUCAACUUUUUCCAGGACAAGUAUGCCCAUCAGUUUGUCCGAAGCUCAGCGGUUAUUCCGCUGGAUGAUCCGACGCUGCUCUUUGCCAAUGCCGGCAUGAAUCAGUUCAAGCCCAUUUUCCUGGGCACUGUUGACCCCAACAGCGACAUGGCCAAGUGGAAACGCGCCGUCAACUCUCAAAAGUGCAUCCGUGCCGGUGGCAAACACAACGAUUUGGAUGAUGUUGGCAAGGACGUUUACCACCAUACCUUCUUUGAAAUGCUUGGCAACUGGUCAUUUGGCGAUUUCUUUAAAAAGGAAAUUUGCAAGUGGUCUUUUGAACUUCUCACUGGAGUUUACGGCCUGAACAAAGACCGAAUUUACGUCACAUAUUUCGGCGGAAACAAGGCUGCUAAUCUCGACCCAGAUGAAGAGUGUCGUCAAAUUUGGGUGGACGUGGGAAUCGAUCCAGCCAGAAUUUUGCCAUUUGAUAUGAAGGACAACUUUUGGGAGAUGGGUGAAACUGGCCCAUGUGGACCAUGCUCUGAAAUUCACUACGAUCGAAUUGGCGGUCGUGAUGCCUCUGCCUUGGUCAACAUGGACGAUCCUGAUGUGAUUGAAAUCUGGAACCUUGUGUUUAUUCAGUUUAAUCGCGAGAAUGACGGCUCCCUACGACAGCUACCCAGCAAACACGUCGACACUGGAAUGGGCUUUGAGCGACUCGUCUCUGUCAUUCAGGACAAGAACUCCAACUAUGAUACCGACGUCUUUGUGCCGCUUUUUAAUGCUAUCCAGGAAAAGACCGGGGCUCGUUUAUACACCGGAAAAGUUGGCGCUGACGAUACUGAUGGCGUCGAUAUGGCGUACCGGGUUGUCGCCGACCACGCUCGUACACUGACCAUUGCCCUUUCGGACGGUGGCCGCCCAGACAACGUCGGAAGAGGCUAUGUUCUUCGGCGAAUUCUUCGAAGAGCCAUUCGCUUCAUUGAAAAGCUUGGCGGCAAACCAGGCGCUUUGAGCUCUUUGGUGCCCGUCGUUGUGGGCCUUUUGGGUGACACCUUUCCUGAGCUGAACAAGGACCCCGAGCUGGUGAUGGACAUUAUCAACGACGAGGAGCAGCAGUUUCUGAAAACCCUGUCUCGUGGCAAGCGUCUUUUGGAGCGCACCAUUGAAAAGCUGACCGACAGCAAGGUUUUGCCGGGGGAGAUUGCCUGGAAGCUCUACGACACCUAUGGCUUUCCCUUUGACUUGACGCAGCUCAUGUCGGAGGAACAGGGACUGACUGUUGACAUAGAGGGCUACGAAAAGGCCAAAGUGGCCGCCCAGCUACUCUCUCAGGCGAAGAUUAGUCAGCUGAACACUACCGUCGACCUGGACGUGCACGCCAUCUCCGAGCUGCGUGACCAGAAGGUGCCCAUCACGGAUGACUCUGCCAAGUACAACUACAGCUCGCUGAGCGACAAAAAGGACAGCGUCUACCGAUUCGAGAGCUGCCAAGGGACGGUGUUGGCCAUUCGCAAGGACAAGGCAUUUGUGCAGCAGGUCACCGACACUGAGCUGAUUGGUCUGAUUCUCGAUGCGACCAACUUUUACGCCGAACAAGGUGGUCAAGAGCACGACACGGGCUUUAUGAUCAAGGGCGAGUCUGGGGCGGAGGUGGAGUUUCAGGUGCUGCAAGUCAAAGUGUACGGUGGCUACAUUAUGCACAUUGGCCACCUGAUCGGCAAUUCAACGGAAGGAGAUCAAGCGCUAUCCCUCAAGGUGGGCGAUUUGCUGCGACUGGAAAUCAAUCAGGAGCGUCGCAAGUUAAUCAUGAACAACCACACUGGAACGCACGUUCUAAACUAUGCCCUGCGCGCCGUCCUCAAUGAGACUGAUCAGAAGGGAUCGCUUGUUGCCGCUGACAAGCUGCGAUUUGACUUUACUUGCAAGUCUGCCAUGACGAGCGCCCAGAUAAAGAAUGCCGAACAGAUUGCCCGUGAAUUAAUAGACAAGAACGAAGAGGUCUACGCAAAGGACUCGCCGCUGAGUGCUGCCAAAGCGGUCAAGGGGCUGCGAGCGGUGUUUGACGAGACGUACCCUGAUCCAGUGCGAAUCGUCUCCAUUGGCGUUCCAGUGGAAGAUCUGCUCAGUGAUCCGUCAAGUCCUGCUGGCAUGAACACGUCGGUAGAGUUUUGCGGUGGCACUCACCUCAAACGCUGCGGUCACAUUGGCGACUUUGUCAUCACCAGUGAGGAGGCCAUCGCCAAGGGCAUCCGUCGCAUCUUGUGCGUCACCGGACCAGAGGCCUCUCGAUCCAUCAGCAAUCUGGCCAAGCUGGAGAACUCGGUCAAUGAGCUGAAGGUUGUAAUUGAGGCGAACAAGUCGCAGUUUGAUACACUGGCUAAGGAGUUGGUCAAGAAGAUUAUUGAGCUGCAAGAUGAGGUGAAUAAGCAGGACAUUUCCUACUGGAAAAAGGACGAGUUGCGCAGCUCACUGAACAGUCUGAAGAAGCAGAUUGAUGACCACGAGCGUGCCAUCAAGGCCGCCCAGAUAACUGAAGUGGGCAAUGUAGGCAAGCAGUUGGCCACUGAGCAAAUGGGAGCCAAGUUCAUGGUAGAGGUGCUCAAUGCCGGCUGGAAUGCCAAGGCGCUAGACAUUGCGCUGAAGAAUGUCAGGACUGUUAGCCCUUCAACUGCGGCCCUCUUUUUCAGUGUCGACGAGGAGGCGAAGAAGAUCAUCUGCCUCUCAUCAGUUCCCAAGGAAACCAAGGAGAAGGGCCUGAAGGCUAAUGAAUGGAUCAACAACAUAACAGCUCUGAUCAAUGGCAAGGGUGGCGGCAAAGACGAGUCUGCCCAGGCCAUGGGCUCCAACGUGUCCGCUCUUGACGAGGCUGUCAAACUGUCUCGAGAAUUUGCUGCCCUCAAGCUGGGCAACUGA
Messenger RNA from Rhagoletis zephyria (snowberry fruit fly), 2940 nucleotides. The record is from RefSeq and is a predicted model, not a curated record. NCBI's taxonomy places the organism in Eukaryota, Metazoa, Arthropoda, Insecta, Diptera, Tephritidae.